AGUGAACCAGGCACUAACAUGGACAUAGAUUCGGCUUUGCUCUGUCACACACAUGCACACACAUGAAUGUAGACAACUACAUCAAGCAGCCAGUUGAGAUCAUAGUCACACACACACACACACACACACACACAUCCACUCAUCCAUACUCAUACAAGUACUUACCUACUUCCAUAUAUAUUAUAUACACAUACCUACGCUUCUCACAUUGACAUUUACACAAGCAGUCAUAUCUAGCAGUUAGUAAGUACCUACAUACAUAUUUCUGUAUAUACCUACAUACAAAAACACACCUAUAUCAACACUCCAUCUGCUCUCCACCAACAACCCAACUCACACACACGUGUGUGUGUGUGCGCGCGUGUAUAUAAAUAUAUAUAUAUAUAUGAAUAUAUAUAUAUAUAUAUCCUUAUAUCCUGUUGACAAGGCUUUCAACAUGUCUGAGCGAAUAUUUGUUACAAUUAAAUAUGGAGACAACCAACAUACCAUUCUCAAUCCAAACUGUAGAAUGCUUAUAUUUACAGAGUGGUUAAAAACGAAAUGUAAAUAUGACAAAAACCUUGAAAUCGAUCUGAUGGAUUUUUCUGGAAACAUAUUAAACUUGUCUUCUUCUCAGCGACCGUAUGCAAAUGAAGUUAUUAACGUGGGCGACGCCUACGUCCUUCUAUCUGUGGAACGUGAUAAUGGGAAUAUCAAAUAUAUUUCAUUAUUGGAAAAUCUAGAGAAAAUCCACCCGGAACUUUACAACAAGCUGGAAAGAUUGUCCGGAAGUUCGAAAUCACCGGCGAGAAGUGUGAGCGGGAAAUCAAGAAAGUCUGGCAAGAAUAACAAAUUGAAAUCAACUCCGUCACCAAACGUAAACCAGCGUUAGCAGAAGGGAUGUUUUGAAGAUGAAGGUCUGUGACCGACGGAAGUGGGGUGUCAGUUUAUCGAAAACACUUGAUCGAAAACAGUUAUUUAAAAAAAAAAAUCAGUUGAUUGAUGGAACAGUAGCUCGAAUCAACCAAUUAAACGAAUUUAGUAAAUAUUCGAAAUACGGAAAACAGGGUGAAGUAAAAAGGAAACAGCCCCCCAUGUUCCAUUAAUUUCUUCUUCUUCUUCUUCUUCUUCUUCUUCUUCUUCUUCUUCUUCUUCUUCUUCUUCUUCUUCUUCUUUUUUCUUCUUCUUCUUCUUCUUCUUCUUCUUUCUUCUUCUUCUUCUUCUUCUUCACGGGGCGACAGAUGGAACAAUCAUAAGCACGCCGGGCAAAACGGAGUCGAUAAAACAAUUACCAGUUAUGUACUGGGAUCGAUGUAAUCAACGUACCCCUCCCCUCAAAUUUUUGUUCCUGUGCCUCUAUAAUUGAAAGGACCAUUAAACGUGUGUGCAUUUGAUGUUCCUAUUCGUUGCCCAAGAAUUUGCUGUCGAUUAUGUUGAUGUCCCUUUAUAACCCCGAUCAUAGAUGGUUCCAAGUUCUACGGAAAUUGAAUCAAUAUCGAAAAUAUCGAUAUCGACUUAAUAAAAUUCAAUAAAAUUCAAUAAAAAUAACUUUAUUGAAUCAAGUUAUGGGCACCCGAAAACAUACGUGUGUGAUCUUUAAGGUAUUGGCUUACUUCGACUGUAAACAUAAACAUGUAUAUAAAAACGACAUCACUUUACAUAAUUUAAUAAAAAGUUAUUUUUAAGAA
Molecule: messenger RNA, 1667 nt
Organism: Octopus sinensis (East Asian common octopus)
Lineage: Eukaryota; Metazoa; Mollusca; Cephalopoda; Octopoda; Octopodidae
Exons: 5
Coding region: 386-871 (161 amino acids)
Source: RefSeq, a predicted model, not a curated record